Messenger RNA from Cladophialophora yegresii CBS 114405, 1356 nucleotides. RefSeq names its product oxidoreductase. NCBI's taxonomy places the organism in Eukaryota, Fungi, Ascomycota, Eurotiomycetes, Chaetothyriales, Herpotrichiellaceae. The record is from RefSeq and is a predicted model, not a curated record. The transcript has a single exon. The coding region runs from base 1 to 1356 and encodes 451 amino acids.
AUGACAGAAACUAAGCAUAGGACCUCGUUUGACAGCCCUCUGUCUCCAGCAGCACACCGCUCUCCUCAUGUCUCAAACACAGAUCUCAGCAAACUAUCCUUACCAUACACUACUGAUCCGCCUUCCCCCUCAAAUCCGGCUCAGCAGAAAGUAUGGCUCAUAUUCGGCGCAACAGGGCACAUGGGCCGGUCUGUGACCAAGGCCGCUCUGGCACACGACGACAUAGUCGCUGCGGUAGGCCAAUCUUACCAGGACGCGCCGUCGAGCAUGGAAAAGUGGCACGAAGACAGGAACCGCUAUCUAGGCUUGUUAUGCGACGUGCGCAUCCGGUCCAGCGUCUCCUCGACGAUAGAGAAGACGAUGCAGCAGUUCGGCCGCAUCGACAUCAUCGCCAACUGUUCGGGCUACGGCGUGAUUGGCGCCUGUGAAGACCAAGACGAGCACGAGACCCGGAAUCAGUUCGAAACCAACUUCAUGGGCACAUUGAACAUUAUUCAAUUGUCGUUGCCCUACUUUCGGAAACGACAAAGUGGAAGAUAUCUCAUUUUCAGCUCAACGAGCGGCGCACUCGGCGUCCCGGGCCUGGGACCGUACUGCGCGUCCAAAUACGCCGUGGAAGGGCUGAUCGAGAGCAUGCUCUACGAAGUCGCACCAUUCAACAUCAACCUCACGCUAGUAGAGCCUGGUCACUUGAGACGAGACGACAAUACUAAUUUACCGCCGCGGCCGCCGCCGCAACAAUCGGUGUCGCAAACCAAUACCUCCACCGCCAAUGCCGCGGGCGCACCGACCAAUGGGAAGAGCCAGGGACCAGGGCAGACUCAGCCCCAGCAGCAGCCUCCCAAGCAAACGGACCUUCCUCUCUUCGGCCACUUUAAAGUCGCGCGGCCAUCCUCGCCGUACUCGACCAAAGAUUCUCCAGCAGCACACACGCAACGCACGCUACAAUGGAUGGGCUCCAACCAGCCCACCUCGGUGGUCAAAGCCGCCGAACUGGUCUGGCAACUCGGCCACUGUCGGUACCCGCCGGUUCGAUUACUCCUGGGCAGUUUCGCCGUCGAGAGCAUCCGCGACCGGCUCAAGAGCAUCAUCGAGGAGAUCGAGGACUGGAAGCACUUGAGCUUCCCGCCGAUGGAAGGGUUUGAGGAGAAGGAAGAUGACGAGGAGGGAGACGAACAGGAUGAGGGCGUCAAAGAGGAUGAAGGCGCCGAGCAAGGAGAGGAAGAAGAGGAGAGAGAAGGCGAAGGCGAAGACGAAACAGCAGACGGAGAACCCAUAGAAGGGCAAAAGAAGGACGAAGACGCCAGUAGAGACGCACAUGUCAAGCUGGAAAGUCAGAUGGAGUUGGAUGAGUGA